CAGCGACCAGGACCUUGCUGGAACCCCGGAACUCGGACCCCAGAAGAGCCCCUUGUGGGAGAGACCUGGCUCUGGGAACUCGUGUCUGAGAGAUGGAGGACAGCUGUGACACAGACUGCAGCUCUGUGACCCACUCUGUGAACGGUGCGUGGAACCACUGUGCUGACGGCGCGGUCGGGGACGCGGACGCAAUCCCGGUGACCUUCAUCGGCGAGGUUUCAGACGACCCCGUGGACGCGGGGCUGUCGUCCAACAGCAACAACAACGCAGGCUCAUCCAACACGGUGGGUGUCCCCAGCAGGGGCCCCUGCCUGCCCACAUGUGACGCUGAGCAGGACCAGCCCCGCGGGAGGUGGAGCCCUCCCCACGACCCCAGCCCAGGAGACCAGGACAGGAGGGCGGCUGGGAUGGCGCCCAAGGUGGCCUCCCUGGCCGUGAAGCUUCCCACAGCCGUCCCGAGUGUGCAGGAGCCAGGCCUCGCGCCCCGCUCUGCUCCUGGAGAGAGGACUCAGCCCUCACGGAGAGCGGAGGACACGGAGGCCGGCGAGCCAAGCGGCAUCCCGGGGCCCCCGUCCUGGUGCCGGUGGAGCCGCCCCGCAGUAGAAAGCUAUGGACUGAAGCACGGCCUCACCACGUACAAGAUCGUUCCUCCCAGGUCAGAGAUGCGGUGUUACGACCGCGGCGUGUCCCUGACCACGGGCGCCAUCAAGAUCGACGAGCUGGGGAACCUGGUGAGUCCCCCGGGGGCUGGUGGCAGGCCUGGCAGCGGGGCCGAGCUCGCGCCCUCCUCCCCCGGGGUUGACACCCAGGCUCAGCCCCUCGGGAAAGUGAAGGAGUUCUGGAAGCGCGGGUCCCUGGAGAAGCCCCCAAGCCAGCCUUCGGGGCACUCGGCAGCCAGGGGGACCCCCAAGGCCACCGCUGUCACCACGACCACCCCCACCCCAGUGCCUGCAAAGCCAGCGCAGGACAGCACUGUCCCCGCGGCCCCCGCGCCCAGCCCGCCACAGCAGCGGGCUGCCCCCCAAGCACGUGGGCUUCUGCUGGAGGACCAUGGGCACCGACCGCCCUGGACAGCCUCGGGUCAGGAGAAAGCGCAGGGGGCGAGCGUGGCAGAGGUCCCGUUCCUCAAGCCUCACAGAAGGACCUCCAGCCAGCACGUGGCCUCGGCCAUCGCCCGGCGGAUAGGAUCCGUGCCGGCCCCAGCCAACGCAGCGAGGCAGCGCAGUCACUCGGAGAAGGGGCCCGAGGCCCGGAGUCCAGGGUCACCGGCACAGACCCUCGUCAUCAGAGGUGCCACAGCUCCUGGCCGGGCCUCUGAGCCACAGAACCACGACACACGGCAGCUGGGCACCCGUGGGCCCAGCAGUGCCCAGCCUGGCAGGGCAGCCAGCAGCCCACAGAGGAUACCGCUGGCCGGGGACAAGGACGGCCCUGCUGCCGUCCAAAGAGAGUUCUGCUCCCUGCCAAGCCCUACUUCCUGGAGGGAGCCCGUGUCUGCAAGAUGGAGCCAUGGCCCCCCGGAGAAGUCCGGUUCCCGAGACCUAAAGGCCAGCUUGGCCUCCCACCCCACGCACAACCGGGACGGGGCGCAGCUCAGCCCCGCACACCCAGCAGAUGUGCCGACGCCCAGCAAAAUGCUGGCCAAUGGCUCUGCCUGGGACCCGGAGCCUCCUCGCUGCCCAUGGGGGUCUGGCACCCACAGCCACAUCAUCCUGGAAACGGAGGACAGGCCCAGGGCGUCCCCCGAGGCUGCGAGUGAAACAGAGGGCGCUCUCCCAGCCAGCAUUUUUGGGCCAAAGAAGAAAUUCAGGCCUGUGGUCCAGAGGCCAGUGCCGAAGGACACAUGCCUGCACAGCGCCCUGAUGGAGGCCAUCCACUCGGCCGGCGGGAAGGACAGGCUCCGCAAGACGGCAGAGCCCCCUGCGGAGCGCGGGCCCCAGACGCUGUCCUAUGCGGGGGUGGACAGCGAGCGCUCGGCCCUGCUGGCGGCCAUCCGGGGACACAGUGGCACCCAAGGCCUGCGGAAGGUGUCGUCUUCAGCUUCUGCGGAGCUCCAGGGCUGCCGGGACUCAGCGCCUCCUGAAGCGCCUCCAGCCCCACCGGCCCCCCAGAUUCCCCCUGCACCCCCGGCAGCUCCCGGGCUGGGCUCGGGGCCCCUAGGCGAUGUGGUAGAUGCAAGGCAGGCCCUGCUGGAUGCCAUCCGCUCCGGCUCAGGCGCUGCCAGGCUGAGAAAGGUGCCCUUGCUUGUGUGAACCACCGAGAGAGGCCAGACCGGGCAGAAACCCACGCAGAAGACCCUGUGCCUGCCACCCAAGACCCCAUGUGGCGGGGAACAAGAUUUAGGGCGACUCUGCAGGCCAAACGUGUGCGGCAGGAUCCAAGGCGGGAGCGCGGCCUUGCCAGCGAGCAUGUGCCAAGGGAAUAAACGUGCUUUGCCUCUGAAUGUGUGAAGUGCCAAUAACCCCUCCUGGUGGCAGGUGGCAGGGGACCCACACGUCGGAGCCCAGCCCCUGGAUCACAGGUCUGAGCCCAGCGAGGGGACUCCGGCCUCUGAUCGCCGUGGGCCCUCUGAGAUUUGGCCGCGUAGAGAUUGAUAGAAUCAUGUACUUGUUUAAAAUCUUAAUUCAAGAGGCAGAAAACCCACAAAUCAACAGAAACAGUCAGUGUCCCAGCUCCCUGCCGCCUGUGCUCUGGAGUAAGAAGAGCGGAGGCUGUUUCCAAGGUGAUCUUUGCUGGCUUAUUAAACUAUUAGAUUCUUUCUCCUCGGAUAUCUGAGGCUGAUACCUCACGGACGUUCUCAGGCCGCGAUCUGACCGUCCGAGCGUGAGUCUCCCUCAGUCUCUGGGACAGGGCGUUCCCUGGCUUCCAGAGGCGACAAGGGCCCCGCGAGGACAGUGGCCCCCGCGGGCUGUGAGGUGCAGCAGGUCUCCCCGGAGCCUGUGUACGGAGCCCGGCGCACGCAGAGCCUCGGGACCGCCUGGGGCCGGGGCAGGGAGGCAGGGCCGCAGGUCGCAGAGAUGGGGCCAGAGCCGAGCUUUGUGAGCACGACUUGGAGGCCGCUUCUGGGUCCGGUGGCCGCUCCAGUACUGUGAGACGGUCUUCUCUGAGCACGCGGUGCUUGGCCCCAGAUUGACACCAGGCCGAAGCACGUGUGUCUCCAGAACUCGGGCUCCGUGCAGCAAAACGAAGCAAAUCAGAGAUCAAACGACCUCGUGAAAUAAAAUCAAAUCUUAGCGCACAGCCCCUUAGCGGGUCGGCGCUGUUUCCAGCCCGGGGGUCGGGGGACUUCCCGCCCCAGCGGGCGAUGCUAACCAUCUGGGCGAGGGGCAGCUGCUGCCAACCGCUCUGAGUCACAGCUGUCUACUGUUUCAUUUAGUGCCACAAAUAAAUGAAGAUGGAAUCACA
Molecule: messenger RNA, 3405 nt
Organism: Chinchilla lanigera (long-tailed chinchilla)
Lineage: Eukaryota; Metazoa; Chordata; Mammalia; Rodentia; Chinchillidae
Product: protein cordon-bleu-like
Exons: 5
Coding region: 93-2252 (719 amino acids)
Biological process (GO): actin filament network formation; actin filament polymerization
Cellular component (GO): ruffle; perinuclear region of cytoplasm; terminal web
Molecular function (GO): actin monomer binding
Source: RefSeq, a predicted model, not a curated record